GAGCUCGCCACUUCUGCCUUUGGAAAGUGUUUCACAAUGUGUGUGAGGACAGCUGAGAUCAGCUGAGGGUGGAGAGGAGGUGUGGGCUUGCACACAGACGGGCAGGCACCAGCCCUCGGAGAGAGAGUGUGUGUGCUGAGUGGCCGCGAGCAUCCCACUCGCACGCACAGUGCCUGAGUCUGCCAUCCUCAUGACAGGUGACAAGGACCCUCAAAGACCAAGCAGGCCCAACUAUGGCUCCAUCUCCAGCCCACCCAGCUCGGAGCCACACGAGCAAGAAGCUCUUAGAACAACAUACCUGAGUGAGAAGAUCCCCAUUCCCGACACAGAACCGGGCACAUUCAACCUGAGGAAGCUAUGGGCCUUCACGGGGCCCGGCUUCCUCAUGAGCAUCGCUUUCCUGGACCCAGGAAACAUUGAGUCGGAUCUUCAGGCUGGCGCUGUGGCUGGAUUCAAACUGCUCUGGGUGCUGCUGUGGGCCACAGUGCUGGGCCUGCUCUGCCAGCGGCUUGCUGCCCGGCUGGGCGUGGUGACAGGCAAGGACUUGGGUGAGGUCUGCCAUCUCUACUACCCUAAGGUGCCCCGCACGCUCCUCUGGCUGACCAUCGAGCUAGCCAUCGUGGGCUCAGACAUGCAGGAGGUCAUUGGCACCGCCAUUGCGUUCAGUCUGCUCUCAGCCGGACGAAUCCCGCUCUGGGGCGGCGUCCUCAUCACCAUCGUGGACACCUUCUUCUUCCUCUUCCUUGACAACUACGGGUUGCGGAAGCUGGAAGCCUUUUUUGGAUUCCUUAUUACUAUUAUGGCCUUGACCUUCGGCUACGAGUACGUGGUGGCGAGACCCGCCCAGCUAGCGCUUCUUCGGGGCCUGCUGCUGCCCUCGUGCCCGGGCUGCGGCCGUCCAGAGCUGCUGCAGGCCGUGGGCAUCGUCGGCGCCAUCAUCAUGCCUCACAACAUCUACCUGCACUCCGCCCUGGUGAAGUCUCGAGAGAUAGACCGGUCCCGCCGGGCGGACAUCCGAGAAGCCAACAUGUACUUCCUGAUUGAGGCCACCAUCGCCCUGUCUGUCUCCUUCUUCAUCAAUCUCUUUGUUGUAGCCGUAUUUGGGCAGGCCUUCUACCAGCAAACCAAUGAGGCUGCGUUCAACGUCUGUGCCAACAGCAGCCUCCACGACUACGCCAAGAUCUUCCCCAAGAACAACCUUACGGUGGACGUGGACAUUUACCAAGGAGGCGUGAUCCUGGGCUGCGUCUUCGGCCCGGUUGCCCUCUACAUCUGGGCCGUGGGGCUCCUAGCAGCGGGGCAGAGCUCCACCAUGACCGGCACGUACGCGGGACAGUUUGUGAUGGAGGGCUUCCUGAAGCUGCGGUGGUCACGCUUUGCCCGCGUACUCCUGACUCGCUCCUGCGCCAUCCUGCCCACGGUGCUGGUGGCGGUCUUCAGGGACCUGAAAGACCUGUCAGGUCUCAAUGACCUGCUCAACGUGCUGCAGAGCCUGCUGCUUCCCUUUGCUGUGCUGCCUAUCCUUACGUUCACCAGCAUGCCGGCUGUGAUGCAGGAGUUUGCCAAUGGCCGGCUGAGCAAGGCCAUCACAUCCUUCAUCAUGGCUCUGGUCUGUGCCAUCAACCUCUACUUCGUGGUCAUCUACCUGCCCAGCCUCCCGCACCCUGCCUACUUUGUCCUUGUAGCUCUGCUGGCUGCCGUCUACCUGGGCCUCACAGCCUAUCUGGUCUGGACCUGUCUCAUUGCCCAUGGAGCCACCCUUCUGGUCCACAGCUCCCAUCAACAUUUCUUGUAUGGGCUUCUUGAAGAGUAGAAGAGGGGAGAGAUCUCUGGAUGAACUCCCCACCCUGUGACUGGCUGGGGUUUGGGAUGACUGGGGCAGACGGGCCUGCUGGGGUGUGUGUGAAGGCAGCAAGAUGGAGUGGGAGUUUUGGAGGCAGGCCAACCAUUCCGUAGGGACCUGCUGUUUCCUAGGUUGGACAAGUGAUUAACCUCCAGCCUCAGUGUUCUCAUCUGUAGAAUGGGGACAACACCAAACUUGCAAUGGAUGUAAAGCACUUUAACAGUGCCUGACACUUAGGACUUAAAAAUAAUAGUAAUUCCAAAAAUAUUUAUUGAGCGCCUAUAGGAGUGACCUGACGGAGGGACCCAGUUGGGGCAGGACACCAGCUCUAAACCGGCGUGUAGGAUAAUCCGAUGAAUGCUCAAAAAAUGCUAGUUCACUUCUCGUCCAAAAGAGCGGGAGAGCAGAAACCGGGAAAGCA
This is a messenger RNA of Lutra lutra (Eurasian river otter), 2264 nucleotides long. RefSeq names its product solute carrier family 11 member 1 (gene SLC11A1). The transcript is spliced from 15 exons. Gene Ontology annotation, cellular component: plasma membrane. NCBI's taxonomy places the organism in Eukaryota, Metazoa, Chordata, Mammalia, Carnivora, Mustelidae. Bases 191 to 1813 code for a protein of 540 amino acids. The record is from RefSeq and is a predicted model, not a curated record. Gene Ontology annotation, molecular function: manganese ion transmembrane transporter activity; cadmium ion transmembrane transporter activity; iron ion transmembrane transporter activity. Gene Ontology annotation, biological process: metal ion transport.